GGGGGCGGGGACCGCUGCCGCCUCAGUCGCUGCCGCCUCUUCAGCCGAGAAUCCCGCUCCGGCCCCGGCCCCGGCCCCGGCCCUGGCCCCGGCCCCGGCUCCGGCUCCUCUCUCGCUGCCGCCUCCGCCAACGUCGUCGCUGCCGCCUCCGGCGCUGCCCGCUGCAGGUGACUAGCUCCGGGGCAGCGCCGCCCGGAGCCGCCGGCGCCGCGUCAUGUCCACCGAGGACGAGCGGGCCAGGGAGAUCCUGAGGGGCUUCAAGCUAAAUUGGAUGAACCUUCGGGAUGCUGAGACAGGGAAGAUCCUUUGGCAGGGAACAGAAGAUCUGUCUGUCCCUGGUGUGGAGCAUGAAGCCCGUGUGCCCAAGAAAAUCCUCAAGUGUAAGGCAGUGUCUCGGGAGUUGAAUUUUUCUUCAGCAGAGCAGAUGGAAAAAUUCCGCUUGGAACAAAAAGUUUAUUUUAAGGGGCAGUGCCUAGAAGAGUGGUUCUUCGAAUUCGGCUUCGUGAUUCCUAAUUCCACAAACACCUGGCAGUCCUUGAUAGAGGCAGCGCCAGAGUCCCAGAUGAUGCCAGCAAACGUCUUAACUGGGAAUGUGAUCAUAGAGACCAAGUUCUUUGAUGACGACCUCCUCGUCAGCACAUCCAGAGUGAGACUUUUCUACGUGUGAGGGGGGCGGUAUUUCCAGGAUUGGGGUUUGGGGUUUGGGUUUUUUGGGGUGGGGGGAGGGAAGGGAGCUGUUUUACUUUCCUCCCCGCCCCUUUUUCAGCCCCACCAUCUUUAACUCCCCCUGGCAGUCCCCGAGCGACCGGCUCUGUGGAGGCGCCAGGCGGGGUCUCCCUCCUGCGAUGAGCCUCCCCCGACCAGCCCAAAGCCCCCCACCCCAGAGCAGGACGAGGAGGGGAGCGGAGAGCCUGACCGGGGCCGCCUCGUCAGUGCCAUCCUCCCACUCCCCUCCGCCCCGCGGGCGCCACCCCCAUCUUGGCCCCUGCUUUGGGAUAGAGCUCAUUUUCCAGCCCUCCGUUUAGUUCCAUGGUUUCAUAUGUCUUCAUACACUUGUAAAAUACAUAGACUGUGAUAUUAUUACGUAAUGUAAUUAAAACCAACUUAUGAAUUAAAACAUUCCUCUAGUCCUCAGA
Molecule: messenger RNA, 1136 nt
Organism: Antechinus flavipes (yellow-footed antechinus)
Lineage: Eukaryota; Metazoa; Chordata; Mammalia; Dasyuromorphia; Dasyuridae
Gene: PDE6D
Product: phosphodiesterase 6D
Exons: 5
Coding region: 215-667 (150 amino acids)
Biological process (GO): sensory perception of light stimulus
Cellular component (GO): cytoplasm
Source: RefSeq, a predicted model, not a curated record